GCUCAAUUUUAGGAGAUUCUCCGCUGUCUGCCAGUACUGUACUGUAUUGGAGAUGCCAAGAUGGCUGCAAGCAAUUAUUUCGGCUUCACACAUGGUGCCGGUCCACAAUACAGUGCUCAGCCUCCCCCGGCCUACUCCCACCCCUCUACAGCCAGUUACAGUGUCCAGCAGGCUCCUGCCGUGGCUCAUGCAGUGACUGCGUCCUACUCUCCAGCUCCAGUCCAGGCAGCCCGGCCUGUGGUCACCGCUCCCUACCCAACCUAUCAGAGCCACCAGGCUCCUCCUGACUACACCUACAGGCAGCCAGGCACCCCAGCUCCCCCACAGCCCACCACCACCCCACAGACGUACCAGGUAUACUCGGACACGCAGGACAAUUACAGCUACGGGCGUCCUGCUGCUGUGACUACCUAUGAUAAUAAACAGUACUACCAGACGAGUAUAGCUUCGGCUCAGAGGACCCCCACCGAGAAUUACUACCAGACCGUGGGAGUAAAGAGUGCUUAUAGUCCAGCCCCCACCACUGUGUACAGCCAGCCUCCCCCACCUCAGAGGCAGGUAACGGCCCUGAAGCCUCUGGCCCCCUCCAGCUCUGUGUCCACUAGCUACAACAUCUACCCAGUGUCCACCAGUGUCCAGCAGCCGCCCACCCCCAUUUCAUCCUACACCCUUGGCUCCUCAUUUGGCUCCACCGUUUCAGCCACAACCUACUCAGGCAUUAGCUACUCCAGUUAUGACUCAACUGGCUACACCUCCACAUCCACCCCCUCCUAUUACCAGCCAGCCCAGCAGACACUCACCCAGCCACAGCCUCAACCUCAGCAGCAGCAGCAGCAGCAGCAGCAGCAGCAGCAACAGCAGCAGCCCCCCCCAAUACAGCCGCCACCCAAGCAGCUGACAAGCUCUUCCUGGAGCAACUCGGGCAGCAACAUGGUGACAGCUCCGGCUGGAAACACCUACAAAAAGCCGACGUUUCAUCAGAGCAAGCUGCAGAAGCCCAAAGGGCCUCCAAAACAGCCCCAGCUCCAUUACUGUGACAUUUGCAAGAUUAGCUGUGCAGGUCCUCAGACGUACCGGGAGCACCUCGAUGGCCAGAAGCAUAAGAAAAAGGAGGCUGCCCUUAAAUCUGGGGGGCAGACAGGGGCCAGUAACGGGCCCAGAGGGGUCCAGACUCAGUUGCGCUGUGAGCUGUGUGAUGUCUCCUGCACCGGAGUGGACGCCUACGCCGCCCACAUCCGUGGAGCCAAACAUCAGAAGGUGGUGAAACUUCACACCAAGCUAGGAAAACCUAUACCUUCCACUGAGCCUGUGUUGGUGAAUUCAGCUCCAGUCAUCACAACUUCGACAGCUGGGAAACCUCCAGCCUCCACAUCCACUCCUGCAGCCGUCUCAACCACUUCAACUCCCACUGCAACACCCAAACAGGUGGCAGUAAAUGCAACGGCUAAAACAACGGCACCAGUCCAGAAGAAACCAGUUCCUUCCAAAAUAGCUCUCAUUUCCAAUAAGCCUGCCAGCGCUCCAGCAGCUGCAGUGACAGCUGCAGUGACAGUAGCAGCAGCAGCGGCAGCGGCGACGGUGGCUGCCAAGGUUGAGGAGCAGUCAGUUGAGAGGAUGGAGCCUCACAGUGACGAUGAGGACUGUGACAGAGCCGGAAGCCAAGGAGACAUCCAGCCAGUGGGACACGACUACGUAGAGGAGGUCCGUAACGAUGACGGCAAAGUGAUUCGAUUCCACUGUAAACUGUGUGAGUGCAGCUUCAAUGACCCCAAUGCUAAAGACAUGCACCUGAAGGGAAGAAGACACAGACUUCAGUACAAGAAGAAAGUGAACCCAGAGCUUCCCGUGGAGAUCAAGCCCAGUAACCGAGCCAGGAAGCUGCAGGAGAGCAAGCUGAAGAAGCAGAAGCAGAAGGCGGUGCUGAAGAGACAGAGAGAUGAUGAGCAGCGCUGGCACAUGGAGAUGAGGUCAGGGCCAUGGCCAAAGCGUUAUGAGGAGGACAUGUACUGGAGGAGGAUGGAGGAGGAGCAGAUGUACUGGGGGGAGCAGAGACGCAGGAUGGCGCCUCCACCGCUGAUGAGCCGCCCUGGUAUGCCAGUACCCCCUCUACUGACGUGUGUGCGUCGACCAGACUCUCCUGAUGACCGUCACAUCAUGGCCAAACACUCCACCAUCUACCCAGUAGAGGAGGAGUUGCAAGCUGUUCAGAGGAUUGUCUCCCACUCUGAGAGAGCCCUAAAAUUGGUGUCAGACUCCCUGCUGGAGAAGGAGGCACCAGCUGUUGAUACUGCUGCUACUGAAGGAGGAGAAGAAAAAGGUACUGAGAACUCAGGACGGCUGCUUAAAGGCGUGAUGAGGGUGGGCAUCCUGGCCAAAGGCCUGCUGCUGCGUGGAGACAGAAAUGUUGAGCUCAUCCUGCUGACUGCUAAGAAACCCACCAUCUCUUUACUGAAGAAUAUCGCCAAGCAGCUUCCCAAAGAACUGGAGACAUUUUCUGAAGAUCAGUAUGAGGUGCAGGCUCACCCCGAGGAGGCGAACAUCGUGAUAUUUUCAAGCAAGGAGCCCAAAAUGCAGGUGACCAUUUCUCUCACCUCGCCGCUGAUGAGGGAGGACCCUGCUACUGAGAAGGACAAGCAGGCAGCAGGAAAAGCGGCUGAGAAAGGUUUGGCUGACAAGGACCCAACUGAUCUUCUGAAUAAGAGGAAAUGUCUCGAAUACCUUGCUGCUCUCCGCCACGCCAAAUGGUUCCAGGCUCGGGCCAACGGGCUGCAGUCCUGCGUGAUCAUCAUUCGGGUGCUGAGAGAUUUAUGUCAGCGGGUUCCCACGUGGGGGAAGAUGCCUGGCUGGGCGAUGGAGCUGCUGGUAGAGAAAGUGAUCAGCAGUGCUGCAGGCCCGCUAAGCCCAGGAGAGGCCAUGCGCCGAGUCCUGGAGUGCAUCUCUACAGGCAUCCUGCUACCAGAUGGACCAGGGUUGAUGGACCCCUGUGAGAAAGAGCCAACAGAUGCGUUGGAAAGCAUGAUUCUUCAAGCCAGAGAGGACAUAACUGCCAGCGCACAGCACGCUCUGCGGCUGCUUGCUUUCCGUCAGAUCCACAAAGUUCUUGGCAUGGAGUCUCUGCCAGCGUCCAAGGCCAGUGCGCGCAACCGUAAGCGCCGACGGGAUGGCAGCGAGACGGGUGAAGGGGAGGGGGAGGGCAAAAAAGACAAGAAGGAAGAAGCAUUGAUUGCUUGACCUCUGCCUCCAGAGCGGAGCCGUUUGCUAGUUUAGAGACUGGUAGAAUGUCACAACUUAAAACUUUUCGUAUCUCGAAAACAAUCUUAACACGCAGCUAUACACAUAUGAAUAUAACUGACUGUACAUGUUACAUGUCUACCCCUGAAAUAGGAAGAGUAAUGCGUUGGGAAGAGGAGACUGAAGCUUGAGAACCUGUACUGCAAAUCCUCUCGCAUAGUAAAUUCACGCCGAUUUAGUGUCUUCAAAAGUGUGCAGAGGAAAUUGGCUCAGUAAAAAAAUCAUGGAAAUGACUGAUGACAUCAUUGCACACAAACUACUGACCAUCCCUCCCCUCUUGAUUCACAGUAGCUGAACCACUACCGUCUAGUUUUUAUUGUUUUCUAUGAUUUUAAAGGGAGGCUUUGGUAUUUUUUUAACCUGGACCCUAUUUUCCUUUGUGUCAGAGUGACUAAUGAAGGAGAUUUUUUUAAAAAUUGGUUCACAAUUGAGCAAAGUAGCAGUGGCGAACCAGGCUUCAGUGUAAUCCUUACAGGUAAUUAAGCACCUUUAAGUAACAUCCACUAAAAGUACUUGUUUUGCCACUGACAGGCUCAGAUUGUCAGACAAUAUUUUAGAAAAGACCCAGCAGAUGAAAGUUUUUCUUUACCUUUCUCUUGUCUGUCUGUGAGUGUGAAAAAGUCUCUCUCACGGAGAAGCCUCUUUCUGAAAUGUCGCGUAGCAGGAGAAAAAAUGGUCGAAACUUAUAAGUUGCAGAGAGGAGUACAGUGAAGACUUUUGAUUUUGAUUUUGACAUGUGGAAAAAUCAGCAAGAUUUCAGGACGAGCAGUCCCUUUGAGUGAUGUGUCAUUACUCACACUAACCAGGGUUCCUGCAGAUCCUCUAAGAGUCUUGAAAGGUAUUUAAUCCAUUAAUCGUAAAAUAAGACCCUAAAAUUCUGCAUUUUUUUCCCCAGUGUUUCUUUGUUAAAUGUCAAAAUAAUUCGUAACAUCUUUUUUUAUUUAUUUUUUUAAAUUAGAAGUUUACCAAAUGGCAGGAUAGUCAAACCAACAGCUCUCAUAUUUUCUUUCUGCUCGGGACGCUCAGAGCAGAGGAUCCACUGUCUGGUAGCUAGCUGUCUCUGUACCCUGGAGUACAUUGGGAUGUUCAAUGAAGAUUUCGCAGCAUGGCUUAGACCGAUACAAUGGCAAUGCGUACGUGGCUCAGUGUAUGUCAUGCAAAAAAAACUCUGCAUGAUGUGAUUGAAAGCAGUGGAAUCUCACAUGCAGAGUGAGAAAAAAAAGCCAUAUUUCAUAUGAUAAUCAACAUUUGUUACACUGAGUAAUUUUAGUCAACUCAUUUUUUCCUUCAGUUUUGGUGAAAAUAGAAUUGGUCUUGAAUUUAAUCCUGAGUGGCAUUAAAACAGGUCUUAAAAAGUCUUAAAUCUAACCUGCCUGAAAUUUUAGGGAGCCUGCUAUGAAACAGACCGUAAUAGCAAAAGAAAAACAUGUAGUUUCUCUGAAGGGUCUUUUCUCUAAUGUCUUCGGAUACUUAUAAUAACAAUCUAAGCUUGUCAAAAACGAAAAAAAAAACAAGUGCUUUUAAUGGAUGUAAACUGAUGGUGCACCAUUUCAGCUCCAUACAGCUCUCUCAAAUAGCAGAACAAAUAAAAAAAAAAAGUCUCCAUUUGUCACAUAGACACAAAACUCUGAAAAUAAGAUCCACACAAGUCUCCCUUUAAAGCCUCCAGUAAAUCAUCAGCACCUUAAAGCUUUAUUUACGGCAGUCUGAACUGCUCGAGUCAGUACUGAACUAACGUUAGUGCAUGGUGUUUGUACACUGAAAUGUGUUUUUCAGUCUGUUAAAAUAAAGAAAUAUGGGGAUCAAGUUUAAAGCUUUGAAACUGUGAGAAAUAUCACAGAAUACUGUUUAGGAUCUACAUACAAACAGUACUGUGAUGAUCAUUGUGCCUAAGAUGACACAUGAGUAAUAAAAUAGUGUGACGCUGCUGAAUGAACCUCACCGGUUCUCUACAUGCCCUCUAUGCUUCCUCUAAAGUUUCAACAUUUCCUUAUACAUGUUGAGAAGAUAAAAGUUUUGAAAUCUAAAAUAUGUGCAUCAAACCUUCAAAACAGUGCUACACUAAAAUAACUUCCCCUUGAAACGACGUCAUUACGGUUUCGCGAUACAAAGAGAAGCUCUGCCUUGUGAGUUUUUCUGUGGUCACACUGGAGAGUAAAUCUAUCUGAGGAGAGAGAGAGAGACUUAUGUUGCACAGUCUGUAGCAUGCUGAGGGAACUAAGCACUUAAGAAAUGACAAUGUUACUGUAUGCAGCCAUAAUUUUAUCAUUUAAAUAAUAUGCCUAGUAAUCUUUUUUCUUCCAGAGUAUGGUUAGCAGAAGAGAGAAGCUUUAGUGCGAAAAAUAAGACUGAAUAUCUACUGUAAUGAUCAAGUAGUCCUUUGACUUUCUUCCUUGUGCCUGCAUCAUGUUGUGUAUUACAGAGUACGGGGAACAUUUAUGUUUUUGUCGGGUCAAUAUUGUAAUGAACUUCACAAAAGAUGUAAGACAGGGAAGGGACAGUUGCACAACUAUUUGGCUUAAAGUUGAGAGAAUUAUCGUGCCGUUUUUAGUUUGAUUUUCAUUUAUCAAGAGCAUCAUAUAAGUAUUGCGUAUUUUAUUUCUGAAGGAAUCUUUUUUGUAUUGUUUAAACAGAAAGUGUGAACGUUGCUGUCCUUUUAUUAUUUGAAUGUCUUUGUAGUGUUGCCUAAAAUUAAGGGGAGAUAUUAAAACACUUGUAAGCCA
Molecule: messenger RNA, 6014 nt
Organism: Plectropomus leopardus (leopard coralgrouper)
Lineage: Eukaryota; Metazoa; Chordata; Actinopteri; Perciformes; Serranidae
Gene: zfr2
Product: zinc finger RNA binding protein 2
Cellular component (GO): precatalytic spliceosome
Molecular function (GO): single-stranded RNA binding; double-stranded RNA binding; zinc ion binding
Source: RefSeq, a predicted model, not a curated record